AUGGCGGCGAGCACCCCGGACUACUCGUUCCUCCCGGCGAACCUAAUCCCGGACCCCGCGAACCCGGCAUGGAUGAACAAGGGCGACAACGCGUGGCAGCUGACCGCGGCCACGAUGGUGGGGCUCCAGAGCAUCCCGGGGCUGGUGAUCCUGUACGGCAGCAUCGUGAAGAAGAAGUGGGCCGUGAACUCGGCCUUCAUGGCCCUUUACGCCUUCGCGGCCGUGCUCGUCUGCUGGGUGGGCUGGGGCUACCAGAUGUCGUUCGGGAACAAGUUCGCGCCGUUCCUGAACAAGAUCGACGACGCGCUCGACCAGCACGUGCUCCUCAAGCAGACGUUUGGGGGAUACAAGUUCCCCAACGCUACCAUGCUCUACUUUCAGUUCGUCUUCGCCGCCAUCACGCUCAUCCUCAUCGCCGGGGCCCUCCUCGGCCGGAUGAGCUUCUACGCCUGGAUGGCCUUCGUCCCUCUCUGGCUCACCUUCUCCUACACCAUCGGCGCCGCCAGCAUCUGGAGCCCCAACGGCUGGCUCAACAAGAAGGGCCUCAUUGAUUACUCCGGCGGCUACGUCAUCCACCUCUCCUCCGGCGUCGCCGGCUUCACCGCCGCCUAUUGGGUGGGGCCGAGGGAGACUAAAGAUAGGGAGAGGUUUCCCCCAAAUAACAUCCUGCUGAUGUUGGCCGGGGCGGGGCUGUUGUGGAUGGGGUGGACCGGGUUCAACGGUGGCGAUCCUUACAUGGCCAGUAUUGACGCCUCGCUCGCCGUGCUCAACACCCACGUCUGCGCCGCCACUAGCUUGCUCACUUGGUUGCUCUUGGAUAUCAUUUUCUUCGAGAAGCCUUCUGUCAUCGGCGCCACGCAGGGGAUGAUCACCGGAUUGGUGUGCAUCACACCUGCUGCAGGGGUUGUGCAAGGAUGGGCCGCCAUCAUAAUGGGCAUCCUCUCCGGCUCGAUCCCGUGGUUCACGAUGAUGGUCCUCCACAAGAAAGUAUGGCUUCUCCGCCAAGUCGACGACACAAUGGCUGUAUUCCACACACACGCGGUGGCCGGAACCCUAGGCGGCCUCCUCACCGGCUUCUUCGCCAACCCAAGGCUAUGCUACCUCUUCUACCUUGCCGAAAACUACGAGCACUACAUAGGCCUGGCCUACGGCAUCCACAACGGGAGAGCCAGCGCCGGCUUCAAGCAAAUGGGCAUCCAGAUCCUCGGCGUCGUCUACAUCCUCGUCCUCAACGUCGUCAUCACCAGCAUCAUAUGCAACCUCAUCAGGCUCGUCAUCCCGCUCAGGAUGUCGGACGAGCAGCUGCGGUUGGGCGAUGAGGCUGUUCAUGGCGAGGAGGCGUACGCGCUCUGGGGCGACGGCGAGAAGUUCGAGCGCUCCGUGCACAACUCUGUUUAUGGAGGGGAUCAGGAGCUUGGAGCUGUGCAACAUAAAGCUUUCAAGAUGGAUGAGGUCCUCUAUUCAAUAUUCGAUUUUUUCCUCAGAAUAUUGUUUGACACAGUCAGAGUGGCAAAGGCGGUUGAUCAUAAUGAAAUUCGUUGUUACUGUGUAUGCAUCUCCUCAUAUCUUCUCAAACCCAACCCACUUCUCUCUCUCUACAAUUCUCACUCAUCCCCCACGCCAACUACCUCUGGCGUGCGGCCUCCCCCGCCCCACCGCAUUCCGGUCAAGGAAGAAGCAGCACUCUGCGGAGUGGAUCUCCGAUCUGGUGGAGAUGGAAACUCUGCGGAGUGGAUCUCCGAUUUGGUGGAGAUGGAGAAGCAGCACUCUAAGGAAGAAGCAGCACUAUGCAGAGUGGAUCUCCGAUCUGGUGGAGAUGGAGAAGCUCUCCGAUUACACGUGCAAUGGGGCGUACACGGCAUCGUAGAACAAGCUGAUGAGCAGAAUGGAUUCAUGGAGCAGAUUCAUGGCAAUUUUCAGGGAGAUCGCGCAUCUGUAGGGAGUGAACGCGGAUAUGUUGCAGGCGUCAUACGAUCUGGAGAUGAGGAUGGAGGCAUAUUGGGAGGUGGUGACAAGUACGAUGGUGGAUAA
Molecule: messenger RNA, 2031 nt
Organism: Salvia splendens (bonfire salvia)
Lineage: Eukaryota; Viridiplantae; Streptophyta; Magnoliopsida; Lamiales; Lamiaceae
Product: ammonium transporter 2 member 5
Exons: 6
Coding region: 1-2031 (676 amino acids)
Biological process (GO): ammonium transmembrane transport
Cellular component (GO): plasma membrane
Molecular function (GO): ammonium channel activity
Source: RefSeq, a predicted model, not a curated record